Messenger RNA from Salmo salar (Atlantic salmon), 3278 nucleotides. RefSeq names its product WAP, Kazal, immunoglobulin, Kunitz and NTR domain-containing protein. Gene Ontology annotation, biological process: transforming growth factor beta receptor signaling pathway. The record is from RefSeq and is a predicted model, not a curated record. Gene Ontology annotation, molecular function: serine-type endopeptidase inhibitor activity; receptor antagonist activity; transforming growth factor beta binding. NCBI's taxonomy places the organism in Eukaryota, Metazoa, Chordata, Actinopteri, Salmoniformes, Salmonidae. Gene Ontology annotation, cellular component: extracellular region.
AAACUUCUCAAUCAUGGCCCAUUUAUAUGAGCAUUAUGAGAAACACUUGUAGAGUUUUUGGUGUGGACGCAUGAAACAUUGAUGGAUUUCUUACCGGAAUGUUUGGCCCCGUGCGUACUGUUGUUGGGACAGCUUGACAACACCGCCCUGUCAAGAUUCCUUUGAUGUCUUUACAAUGUUUGUCCAGUUGCUUAGCGCAUGGUGCUGCUUCAUAAAAGUUUCAGACACUGGACAACCAUGGGGGCGGUCAGAGGCGCUGCCCUUCCUACCUCUAGUCACACCAAAACCGAUAUUGCGUCUCUCUAUCUGUGUAGUGAGUUGACUCCGCACGCCUUGGAAGUCAGCGUAGAUCUAGCCUGAUUUUUUUUGUUGUUGCAGUUUUUUGUUUUAGUCUAACGGUUUUGCGAUUUUAUCAAACCAAAGUGGAUUCACGGAUGUUAUUUUUGUCCUCUUAUUCGAGGCUACUUGUUGAAUCAAUGUACAGCGCAGAGGGAGAUCUUUUUGAACAAUGGUUUAUUCAUCUGAAAUUUGAGAACCGUUUCUCUUGCGUGGCGAGCGACAAAUUGGCACUUGUACCCAGAUUGGUUACGCACAAACUGGAUGGCUGCAUUUGAACAGAAUGGACGUAUUUUUCUGAGGGGCUGCACGGAAGUUAUGGAACUUGUUGUUGAUGGAUGACUUUCAUGAAACGUUCCUUUUUAAAAUGAAUAUAUCUUCCCUCAGCCGUCGAGGGGUUGGAGGUGGAAAGAACGUGGACACAAACCAGCCAAAAGCACUUAUAUACCCAAAAGGACUCUUAUCAGGACGCGUUGGUUGGUCCUCUCUUGUGUUUUUGGUUUGCCUCUGCGUAUUCCCACAACAGACGUGGAGUGCAAGUCUAGCUGGUUCCAAAGUGGAACAUCCAGGAGUUUGUCCCAACAAGCUGAAUGCUAACCUUUGGGUUGACGCACAAAGCACUUGCGAACGGGAAUGUGAAGUUGACGAGGACUGUGCUGGCAUUGAGAAAUGUUGCACCAAUGUGUGUGGACUCUUCAGCUGUGUGGCCACCCGUUUCUCUGAUGGCACCCCUGCUCAUCCGGAUGGCCAGGGCGGAGGAGAGAAGGGCUCCGGUGGCCAGGGCUCCAUCGCCACCUGCCAGGGCUUCAUCUGCAGCCAACAGGGGGCCACCUGCGACAUCUGGGAGGGCCAGCCCAUCUGCAAGUGCCAGGACCACUGUGAGAAGGAUCCCAGCUUCACCUGUGCCUCCAACGGACUCACCUACUUCAACAAGUGUUACAUGGACGCUGAGGCGUGUACACAGGGUGUGAUGCUAACUGUGGUGACCUGCCGGUUUCAUCUAUCUGGGCCUCAAACAAGUCCACUCCCCGAGGACACAACAGCCAAUCCAACGCUGACGUCCUUCCUGGAAGACCCCAUUCCCCCAACGCUCUUCUCCAACCCCAGCCACCAGUCGGUCUACAUAGGCGGCACGGUGAGCUUCCACUGCGAUGUAAUGGGUGUCCCGCGGCCCGUCGUGACCUGGGAGAAGCAGAGCGAUCGCCACGAGAGCCUGGUAAUGCGGCCCGACCGGAUGUACGGCAACGUGGUCAUCACCAACAUCGGCCAGCUAGUCGUCUACAAUGCCCAGGUGUGGGACACAGGCAUCUACACUUGUGUCGCCCGAAAUGCAGCCGGGGUCCUCCGCGCUGACUACCCUCUCUCUGUCAUCCGUCGGACCGAGGACGACAUCUUCUCAGAGGACCACGAGAUGGCGGGCAUGCCCAUGGGGCCCCCGUUUUCGCCUGCCGAUUGCCUGGCGGAGGUGGACCGGCGGGAGUGCUCCACCGAGCGCCACGUUGACUGGUACUACGACGCUGAGCAAGGUACCUGCCUGGCCUUCUCCAACGGGGGCUGCGAUGACAGCCGUAACCGCUUCGAGACCUACGAGGAGUGCCAGGCAUCCUGUCAGAGGGAGGGGAUGGGGAUCUGUUCCUUACCUGCGGUCCAGGGCCCCUGCAAGAGCUGGGAGGCCCACUGGGCCUGGAACUCCCUCUUGAAACAAUGCCAGGCCUUUGCUUAUGGCGGUUGCCAGGGCAAUGGCAAUCGCUUCCAAUCCAAGAAGGAGUGCGAGGCAAACUGUCCGCAGUCCAAACGACGAGCGUGCAAAACAUGCCGGGUCAAAGGUAAAAUCGUCCCGAGCCUGUGCCGGAGCGAUUUCGCCAUUGUCGGACGAUUGACGGAACUGAUCGAGGACCUCGAUUCUGGGAUCGCCCGGUUCAGUCUAGAGAAGAUCCUCCGCGACGAGAAGAUGGGCUUGGCAUUCUUUAACACCCGCCACCUAGAGGUGACCCUGGCUAAGAUGGACUGGAGCUGCCCCUGCCCCAACAUCACCAUGGAGGAGGGCCCCCUAUUGGUCAUGGGGGAUGUACAGGACGGCAUGGCCGUAAUACAACCCAACAGCUACGUCAGACCCAUCUCCGAUAAGAGGCUUAAGAGGAUUCAUGAAGUCUUGGAGAAGAGGACCUGUGAGAUGCUGCAGAGGUUCCGGGACUAGGGGCUCUAUUCAAUUCGUAUCUCAGAAGUUCAGCGUUACAGUGCGAUUUAUAUUUAAAGGCAAUUCUCCCGCAUUAGAGGAUACUGCAUUUACGGUAAACACUGCAAAUGUCAGCUCAAUAGGAAAUUACCUUUACAUUUCUAUCACGCGAUCUGUAACGCUUCAGCGAGACAGAUUGAAUAGAGCCCUAGGACUGAUCACCUCAACUUGGGUUGUCAGAGCAAGACUAAUAUACAAUGGCAUACCUCUACAAUGACAUUUUCUAAAAUGGAAUGCACCGUACAGGUUGUGAGAAACUCUUUGGUGGAGUUUGUGCCAUGAGUACUGUAUCAAAUUACAGUGCAUUUCUUUCUGAUACUUUUCAUUGCCAAAAAAAUCAAGCACUGACUUUUCUAACAAUACCAAUGUUGUACAUAACACAAUCAAAUCGAGAUUUGUAAAUACCAUUAUUGAAAUAGGUUUAUUCAAAUGUAAUGUUUCAUGUGUAAGAUCAUUUGUAUUCACUGUAACGUGCCGUACUGUUUUCUAGUGAUAAUUCUGAAGUGGUGUAAUGUUUCUCCUCUUUUUUUAAAUCCCAUAACUUCAAUGCUUACUUCUUAAUAGUAAAUACUCCAAGUUGAUUGAAAAAUGUAAGACUUUUUUCUACACUUUUCUGAUGUGGGUGUCAUGCAAAAGCACCUUCCUACAACAAUCCUAUUCAUUUUAAUCAAUAAAGGCGAGCACCAUACAUUUUGAAGUUACCAAA